This is a messenger RNA of Fonsecaea erecta, 1398 nucleotides long. RefSeq lists its product as hypothetical. Bases 1 to 1398 code for a protein of 465 amino acids. NCBI's taxonomy places the organism in Eukaryota, Fungi, Ascomycota, Eurotiomycetes, Chaetothyriales, Herpotrichiellaceae. The record is from RefSeq and is a predicted model, not a curated record. Gene Ontology annotation, molecular function: protein dimerization activity. The transcript has a single exon.
AUGUCUGUGGGCACGAUGCCCUUUCGGCAGCUGUACCACCAGCAAGACGGCUCUCCUGACUUUCACGGGCAACAUGCAUUUCAGAGUCCGCAUUCCCAACUUGCCAUCGUCGACCCUGACUCCAUCGAUUUCACCGGGUGGCAUGAGAUGGACUUUACCACUGCUCCGCUCACCACCACUCCGUCACGGGGGACGCUGAACUCACAUCCAGCCCUCAACCAAAAAUACUCGACCGCCAUGGACAGAGAUCAGGAUCCGCUGGCGUAUCUUCGCUCUUCCAAUCACCGGCAGGGGUCGACGGGUAGCCUGAUCACCUCUUCUGCCCAUCAACAGUCUCCUGAACCUCGUAGAUCCUCAGGAGACAUGUACUCCAACACCCAAUAUUCCUACUCUCAGCUUCUCAACAUGGAGGCAAAUCUUCCACCCAUGGAUCAGUCGAGCCUCAUCAGCUCACGCGCUGAUGACGAUGCAACUAUGCUCAACAACGACAACAGUCUGACGACAACGUUAUCAGCUUCUGACUCUCUCAACACCAGCCUGGAUCCUAUCGCGGCGUCGAUAGCGUCCAAGACAGACUCGACCGAGAAGCUCUGCCCUCUGAUUGCCGGCCAAGUAGACAGCUGCCAACCACAGCGCUGUGGCCCCGACGCACCUUGCAUGAACUUCACCACCCUGCCGCCUAUUGAGGAGUGCACAUCUGUCCCCUGCAUAACGGGAUCGACGACCUCGCCCAGUGAGACCAUGAUUAGUAAUGACAGCAUGUCUGUCGAACUACAUCAACGGCCCAGCAUGAGCGCGAGAACGAGCACGACAGCCACCUCCCGUUCGGCGACCACUCGACGCUCAUCAAGUUCCACCACCGCUACCACCGAACAGCCUGAUACCGUUCCUCUACCUCCCCGAAGAACUUCUGCCGCCGCAGCCCGCCGUCAAAACCGAACCAGUCCCACCAUGACCACCGCAGCAUCGCUGGCUUCGGAUGACGAGGACGAGGAGCAGCCAACCGCAAAAUCCACGGCUCCUUCCAAAGCCGACGCCAAACAGCGGGCGAAACAAGCCCACUCGCUCGUAGAGCGCAAAUACCGCGAAAAUCUCAACGCGAAAAUUUCCCAGCUGCACAACACGCUCCAAGCGUCUCAUUACGGGCCCAAAGUGGGUGAGGACGGCGAACUCGAGGCCGCGAACUCGGCCAACGGGCUCCCUCCUGCCAAGGUGCGCAAGAGCGAUGUGUUGACCGAGGCGAUGAACUACGUCAACCAGACCGAAGUUGAAAUGCGACACAUGGAGAAUGAAAUACACAGACUGACCGAAAGAGUGCGGGUGCUGGAGAAGCUGGUGCGCUGCGAGGAUUGCAGUCUGCUCAAGCAGAUGGUCAAUUUACAAGUUCAAGCGGUCUGA